GUGAAGGAAUGGAAUGAUUGAUUUUCCGUUUUAACCGCAUCAAUUUCUUUCUUUCAUCUUUCUACCUCGCCCAAACCCUAACCAAAUUCUCUCUGUUCCGUUUCUCGCUCUCAAUCAGGAAAGAGACUUAAGAAUGUCUGUCUAUCUAUAUGGUUAUAAAACCAUGAGUUGUGUCAUGCAAAGUCUUCGUAGAGUGUCCAUCCAGCAGUCUUUUUGUUAGGAAACCAGCCCAAUAUGAUGUGAACUUGGAUUUUCAUCCAGCCAAGACAAUAUGGGUGUGUGUUGAUUGGUUCAUUGCAUAUAGACGAAAUGCCACUAUUUUGGGUUUGCUUCAUGUUCUUAAGAGACCUUCGUGAAUUAUUCCACCCGGAUCAGGCAGUAUUAAAUGCUGAGAAACAAACCCGAGGAAGUUCAUAAUUGAAGUGAUCCAGUAAGAAGUCAAAUAUCACUAAAAUUUUCUGGAAGGGUCGCAGUAGGAAACCAGCUUCUUUCAAUUCAAGUCCAAAAUGUCGGAACAACAUUUAAAGUUAAGCAAGAAAAUAUUGAAGAGUCAGGAGCUAAAUAAAACAUCCCCUAGCUCUAGAGAACAUCCUUCAAGAAAGCACCAUAGAAAGGGGGGAAAUCCUCUCCGAAUACCACCGCCUACCAACCAAGGUGUCAAUUUUAAGUGCCCACAGUCAUGGAUCUGCAGGAAUUCUGCAUGUCUAGCAAGUAUUUCAAUGGAUGAAAAAUUCUGCAAGAGUUGCUCUUGCUGUAUCUGUCACUUGUUUGAUGAUAAUAAGGAUCCAAGUCUUUGGUUGGAAUGCAUACCAGUGCCUGGUGAAGGGGAAUCCUGUGGCUUAACUUGCCACAUUGAGUGUGCCCUCAAACAAGGGAAGGUGGGCGUUGUUGAUCUUGGACAGCUAAUGCAGCUAGAUGGGAGCUACUGCUGUGCUUUUUGUGGUAACGUUUCAGAAAUAUUAGGUAUUUGGAAGCAGCAACUUUCUAUAGCAAAAGAUGCUCAUCGGGCUGAUAUCCUCUGCUUUAGAAUAUACUUGAGCUACAGGCUCCUAGAUGGGACUUCAAGAUUUCAUGAGCUACACAAUAUUGUUAAAGAGGCUAAGACAAUACUAGAAAAAGAGGUGGGUCCUUUGAAUGGCAUUUCUUCCAUGAUGGCUCGAGGCGUUGUUAGUAGACUUACUGUUUCCGGUGCUGUGCAAUCUCUCUGCUCUCUUGCCAUUGCAAAAGCUGAUGACUGGCUUGCCAAAAAACAUAGUUCUGUGCCUAAUUAUAAAGAAGGUUCGAUGCUGGCAGCCUGCAAAUUUUUUUUUGAAGAAGUGACAGUUUCUUCUGUUGUAAUUGUAUUGUUAGACCUACUGACUGCAUCAUCAGUAGAUGUGAGAGGUCACAAACUCUGGUACUGUAGGGCUGGAGUAGACACUUACCGCAAAGACCCAAAUUGUGUCAUUCCGAAAAGCCAAAAAAGCAUUUUGAUAUCUAAUUUGCAUUCUUCCACUGAGUACUGCUUUAGGAUUGUGUCCUACACAGAGUCUGGCGACUUGGGACACACUGAGGCCAAUUGUUUCACAAAGAGUGUUGAGAUAAGUCAUAGUAAUCUGAGCUCUGUUGCUGGAAACCACUCGGAAGAGAAUACUGUAGAAGAAGACCAUAGUAACCCUUCUUCUUGCCAGCUUGACUUGAAUGUUGCUAUAAUUCCUGAUUUGAAUGAAGAGUUGAGCCAGUUAAUAACCCCUGCAUCAUCUCGAGAUCAACCAACCGCUGAUUUAGUGGAAGAUGCAGUUUCUAAGGACAAUGAUGGGAAUUGCAUUUCUCGGCAAGAAUGGGCCCACCCUGGGGAGAGUAGGAAGAGGGCUGGGAGCACCAACUGUGAAGCACAUGACUCCGACAGUGUACUGGUAAGCAGUGGGUCUCCAAUCCGGGUACCCAAUAACAGUUCUUCUGGGCUGUUGGACGAGAACUUUGAGCACUGUGUGAAAACCGUUCGUUGGCUGGAAUGCGAGGGUCACGUUAAGAAUGAGUUCAGGUUAAAGUUCCUUUCUUGGUUUAGCUUGAGAUCAACAGAGCGAGAACGCAGGGUUGUCAAUACCUAUAUUCAGACUCUAAUUGAUGAUCCAAGUAGCUUAGCUGGACAGUUAGUCCAUUCUUUUUCAGAAAUCAUUUCCAGCAAAAGGGCUAAGGGAGAUUUCUGCAGCAGGCUCUGGCAAUAAAAUUGCUCAAGAAUACAUGCAAUAUUUUUUAAAUGAUACAUUGAGUUCAUACAUCUAGUACAAGUGGGUCGAGCUAAAAAACUCCGGGAUUUUUCAGGCGAAAUUGUGACCGUCUCCAACCGGAGAGUAAUGAUUCAAGAAGAUUGAAGUUACACUAGCAUUAUUUUAUUGUUUACAAAAAUGAUGUUUGCUUCAGUAGCAGGCAAAGAUAAUUCUAUUUAGCAAUGUGGACAUAGUUUUGUGGCCAAAUAGUAGCAGCCUUGCAAUAUUUUGAUGGUUGUGCUUACCUCUUAGUUCAGAAUCU
This is a messenger RNA of Cuscuta campestris, 2511 nucleotides long. The record is from the annotation of a GenBank genome assembly. Lineage: Eukaryota; Viridiplantae; Streptophyta; Magnoliopsida; Solanales; Convolvulaceae.